This is a messenger RNA of Oryzias latipes (Japanese medaka), 1103 nucleotides long. RefSeq lists its product as uncharacterized. The record is from RefSeq and is a predicted model, not a curated record. NCBI's taxonomy places the organism in Eukaryota, Metazoa, Chordata, Actinopteri, Beloniformes, Adrianichthyidae. Gene Ontology annotation, molecular function: nucleic acid binding. Gene Ontology annotation, biological process: DNA integration.
CCUCCUCGCUUCGUUCUGCGGUUUUGGUCUGGGGGCACACCUCUUGCAUUUCCUGUCAUGGGGGCAUUCAAAGGACUCUAAAACUCCUCCGAAGGAGGUUAUUCUGGCCCACCAUGGAGCGCGAUGUCAGGGAGUUCGUCGCCGCCUGCGAAGUCUGUGCACGCUCCAAGUCCACGCACUCGCCUCCUGCCGGUCUGCUCCAUCCUCUGCCUGUCCCUCAACGUCCUUGGUCCCAUCUCGCCAUGGACUUUGUCACUGGUCUGCCCCCCUCACAAGGGGCCACGGUCAGUUUAACUUCUGGACAUCACCCCCAGUCUAACGGACAGGCGGAGCGCGCCAACCAGGAACUCGAGGCUGCGCUGCGCUGUCUGGCCGCUCAAAAUCCGGCCAAUUGGUCCUCGUUUCUGGUCUGGAUAGAGUAUGCCCACAACAAUCAUCCCUCAUCAGCCACUGGUAUGUCCCCUUUUGAGGUUCCCUUGGGCUACUCUCCCCCUCUUUUCCCCUCUCAGGAGUUAGACCUGGCCGUGCCCUCCAUUCAGCACCACCUCCAGAAGGUUCAGCGCGUCUGGCAGCAGGCCAGGGCCGCUCUCCUGCGCACUAGGGAGAGCAACUGCCGGAUUGCAAACCGCCGCAGAGUGAAGGGUCCGACCUACCAGCCGGGACAGAAAGUUUGGCUUUCCUCCCGUGAUAUCCCUCUUCAAGCCACCUCCCGCAAACUGGCCCCCCGGUUCAUCGGUCCCUACACGGUCGAGAAGAUUAUUAACCCCACCUGCGUGCGCCUUAAGCUUCCGGCAGCUCUUAAGGUACACCCCGCCUUCCAUGUCUCUCAACUCAAGCCUUUUCAGGAAAGCCCGUUGUGCCCACCGUCCGCUUCCCCACCGCCCGCCCGGGUCAUCGACGGUGCUCCUGCUUUUACGGCCAGUAGGGUGCUGGAUGUUCGCCGCCGGGGCCGUGGGUAUCAGUUCUUGGUGGACUGGGAGGGUUACGGUCCGGAGGAGCGCUCAUGGAUCUCCCGCUCCCUUAUUCUGGACCGUACCCUCAUCGAUGGCUUUUAUCGGGCUCAUCCGGAUCGCCGCCCUGGACCGCCUGGAGGCGGUCGUUGA